Molecule: messenger RNA, 2373 nt
Organism: Hyaloscypha bicolor E
Lineage: Eukaryota; Fungi; Ascomycota; Leotiomycetes; Helotiales; Hyaloscyphaceae
Exons: 1
Coding region: 1-2373 (790 amino acids)
Biological process (GO): mRNA splicing, via spliceosome
Cellular component (GO): cytoplasmic stress granule
Molecular function (GO): mRNA binding
Source: RefSeq, a predicted model, not a curated record
AUGGGCGGAUAUGGAGACAGACACCCACGGAGAGCGAACGUUCCUUCGAUCAACACGCAACCCAUGAAUCAGCAAGGGCAGAAUGACAUGGCAACACCUGGAACGGGGUUCGACAUGCAAUUCACCCCUUUACUUCCAUCCCAACUCCUUCUGGGCUCUCCUUUCCAACCUGGCACUCCAGCUGCUUUCGCGUCUCCUCAAUUCCAGAACUACGCUACCUUCAACCAACAGAACAAUCAACAGCAACAACAGCAGGGCAUGUCUAGUCCGAUUCAGCAGAUGUCUCCUCAGUUGUACCAAUCGCUCGUUUCACCUUCGACCUACGGCGCACCGCAAUUCUACAAUCCCCAAUCGCCGACCGGAGGAUUUGCUUCAAUGAACAAUCAGAUGCAACAGAUGCAGAUCCAACCAUCCUCUCCUGUACAUAUGUCACCUGGAUUGGUUUCGGGUACGAGCAGGACGGUGUACUUGGGAAACAUUCCCCCGGAGACAUCUGCGGAGGAGAUCUUGGGACACGUGAGAAGUGGUCAGAUCGAAUCUGUCCGACUUUUACCGGACAAGAACUGUGCAUUCAUUUCGUUCUUGGACGGAAGCUCCGCCACUCAUUUCCAUUCUGACGCCAUCUUGAAGAAGCUCUCGAUCCGCGGUCAGGAUAUCAAGGUUGGAUGGGGUAAACCCUCGCAGGUGCCAACGUCAGUCGCUCUUGCUGUUCAACAGUCAGGUGCCUCGAGAAACGUGUACUUAGGAAACCUCGAUGAGAAUGUGACGGAGGAGGAGCUGCGAGAGGAUUUGAGCAAGUUCGGCCCAAUCGACACGGUCAAGAUUGUUCGUGAAAAGGCAAUCGGUUUCGUCCACUUCCUGUCAAUUGGCAACGCUAUCAAAGCUGUGUCACAACUCCCACAGGAGCCCAAGUGGCAAUCACCCCGCCGAGUGUACUACGGAAAGGAUAGAUGCGCGUAUGUUUCAAAGACGCAACAGCAGAACGCUGCUCAAUACCUGGGCAUUGCACCCGGGUACGCCCAUGUGCUCAACGGAGCCGAUCGUGACUUGAUAUCGAAUGCUCUGGCUCAACAAUCCGUUGCAGCCGCAGCCGUUGCCACAACCGCCGGAGGAAUCAACAACCUUGGCAAUCGCACCGUUUACUUGGGAAAUAUCCAUCCCGAAACCACAAUUGAAGAGAUUUGUAAUGUUGUCAGAGGUGGACUUUUACACCACAUUCGAUAUAUACCCGACAAGCAUAUUUGCUUCGUCACCUUUAUUGACCCAACUUCAGCUGCUUCUUUCUACGCUUUGAGCAAUUUACAAGGCCUAAUGAUUCAUAACAGGAGGUUGAAGAUUGGAUGGGGAAAGCAUUCUGGCGCGCUCCCAGCUGCCAUUGCUCUUGCUGUGAGUGGCGGUGCUUCGCGGAACGUCUACAUUGGGAACUUGGACGAAUCCUGGAGUGAGGAGAGGCUGAGACAGGACUUCUCUGAGUAUGGUGAGAUUGAGCUUGUCAACACUCUUCGAGAGAAGAGCUGUGCGUUCGUCAACUUCACCAACAUCGCCAAUGCCAUCAAGGCAAUCGAGGCUGUGCGAGGCAAGGAUGAUUACCGCCGAUUCAAGGUCAACUUCGGCAAGGAUCGUUGUGGAAAUCCUCCUCGUCAAGUUCAGCAAGCUCAAUCCCCUCGCAAUGACGGCGUGAACUCGCCUCCCCCAAACAGCGGUGGUCUCCAGCCAAGCCAAAACGGCAGCUCGCCAACUGGUUCUCAAGCACCCGGCUCAGCGAACGGUUCGCAGAACUUCCAAACCGCCCCUACACCAUCCACCAUUCUCAAUGCGGGCAGCAACAACCCCCUCACCUUGUACCUGAACCAAGUCUCGCAACAAGCUCACGCCCAGCAACAGCAACAGCUUGACCCCUACGCCGUCGCUCAGCUCCAACAGCAACAGCAGCAAGUUCUCCAAGCUCAACAAGCCGCUCUCUAUGGCAACAACUCAUCCUCCAACAUCGAUGCUCUCGACAUCCCCCAACAAAGCCAAAUAGGCCACCAACAAUCCGCGAGCAUUUCCGGUAUGAAUGGUUUCCAGAGCGGAAACUCCUCGUCUGGCGCACCUACCGUCAACGGUCUCCUUGCCCCAGCUCGUGGACAGCACAACCGUGCAGUCAGCUUGCCGGUCUUCGCGCAGCAGGUCAAUGGGCAGUUCCAAGAGAAUGGGAAUACGAAUGGCAAUGGAGAGCGGAGGGGACAUCAGUAUCAGAGCAGCUUUUCGGGCGGGAAUUCCAAUGGCAAUGGAGUGUUUGGAAACGGUUAUGGACUAGCGAUACAAGACGGAAUGGGAAUGAAUAUAAAUGGGUUGAAUGGGUGGGCAGAGGAGGAGGUCGUGGGGAACUGA